GACACAUCGAUAGGCGGUAGUUGAACUUUUUGAAGGGUCAUAUUUAGACUGUAUCUAUAUUCAUGCAGUAAAACUUAAAAACAAAGAAAAAUGUCUUCUUGUGGAGCUCAGAUUGCUGUGAUGAAAAUGUUACCAAUUGAUGGAGAAUGGCCGGCUUGACCUUUUCUGUUGGCGCAACAUGCGAAGCCUCGUGGAAUUUCCGAAGCGCGAUCGAGUUUGGACUUUUUCACGGAACCCUGAAUUCGAGGCACUUUUUCUGAAUCGUAGAAGAGCAAGGGUCAUCCACGAUGCCUCGUGGGUGGCGGAUGGCCGCCUGCAUCUGGGUCCUCCUGGCUGAUUUUCUGGUCCACGUUCUCACCGAGUUCUACAUCCAGUUCAGGGUGGAUCAGAAUAAGUCUCUCGUCGGAAAAAUCCUGGGUAAUGAUUACUACGAUCGUCCUGAAUGGCGAAUAUACUCUUGCCGGGAUUCCGAGGAUCGUGGAAAUCGUGGAGAUCGUGGAGAUGGUGAAGAUCGUAGAGAUCGUGGAGACAAGCGCCGAGCAUCCCUUAGUAGUACUGCGGUUGUCCAAUGCAUGCGGUUUACUUUCAGCUUUCCAAAAUUCAUCGACCGAUUUAAUUUUUACUCGGAAAAUACUUUCUACGCAACACACCGGGCUCUGGACAGCGACAAAGGUCACUUCGAGUUUUCGGACAUGAAGUGGGACGAACUACCAGCUGAGUUGUGGGUCGGAUCUGAACAUGUGGUCGAAGUCCCUCAGCUUGACUGCAGGCCGGAAAAGCUGGAGUUUUACAGGAAAAAGACGCAAGAUUGGUUGUCUAUCAUCUCAGACAAGGCAGUGCAAGAGAACCUGGUCGGCUAUCUGGCCACCCCGGAUCUCAGUUGGGCUUUCGGAAGGCCGAACGUCACCGCCGCCUACAUCCGCGCCUACGUAGCUUAUCUAGGCGUAGUUGUUACGGAGUACGAUGUCUACAUGCUCGUUAAAGAUCGACCAAUGAAAAUGCCGGAUGUUUCAUUGGACUGGAGGGGACCAGCUUGGCUCGACUGGAAACUUUUAAAGCCCGCAAAGAAAGUGUACAGCUUGUACCGGAAGAAAACAGAUAAGAUGCAUGGGUUAUGGCUGUUGGAUCCGUUGCUCGAGUCGCGGCUCCGCAAAAUGAUCCCCGUUCUGAUGAGCAAGAUGAUCGACCCGUGUUUCCUGCAGGACGUCGCCAGCUUCUUCCCGAACAAAGUCGUGUUCAGGGAUGAGCAGUUUCUCGGUCGACCGGAGGAUAUGCUCUGCGCCGUCUUCUGCCGCUUCUCGCACGCCGUCGCCAACCUCUACCAAGACUCUGCUUCCAAGAUCUGCUACUUUAUGGACGCCGGCAACAAACUACACGGCGGACAGUGCCGUGGAGACAAGUGCUACUGCCUUCGGAAAACCACUUCUUACCGUCUCUCCUUCUCGCUUCGCUACUGUGUCAACGUGUUCAACAUGCAGCAGUACAAUGAGACGCAUGCCUGCCGUCCAAUAAUCUGAUUGUGGACUGACUUGGACUACAUUUUGCAGAAAGGAACCACAAUUAUGGACGUAUUUCUAUCAAACGGAACUAAGCGCCAAUUUGAGUUCCUUUUGAGGAAUUUAGAAUCCCGGAUAGCGCGUUCU
Molecule: messenger RNA, 1643 nt
Organism: Bemisia tabaci
Lineage: Eukaryota; Metazoa; Arthropoda; Insecta; Hemiptera; Aleyrodidae
Source: RefSeq, a predicted model, not a curated record